Austrofundulus limnaeus is the source of this 2699-nucleotide messenger RNA. It is a transcript of the gene arrdc2, whose product is annotated as arrestin domain containing 2. The transcript has 8 exons. Bases 194 to 1402 code for a protein of 402 amino acids. The record is from RefSeq and is a predicted model, not a curated record. Gene Ontology annotation, biological process: protein transport. Lineage: Eukaryota; Metazoa; Chordata; Actinopteri; Cyprinodontiformes; Rivulidae. Gene Ontology annotation, cellular component: plasma membrane; cytoplasm.
GUGACCAGGACGCGCUCUUUGUCAUUGGUGUACAACGGAGUGGUGUAGCCACAGCCCUAAGAAGGGUUUUAUAAAGACCCAGCUUCCAUUGAGCAGAAUUUCGGUUAGAAAGAGGAGCAGGAAGUCGCGUGUUUCUCUGCUGAAAGCAGCCGUCCUCGUGAGCUCCAGCACGCAGCCUUUUCGUCCUGUCGGAAUGUCACUGAGCUCCAUUAAGUCCUUCAGCCUGGAGCUGGACAAUCCUGCCGACUCAGCGUUCACGCUGGGAGAGGUGGUCCUGGGCCAGGUGGUCCUGGAGCUCCGCAGGGACACCCGGGUGCUCUCCAUGAAGGUGCAGGGCCGAGGGGUGGCCACAGCACACUGGCUGGAGAACCGCAGCAUGAACUCCGUCUACAACGACUACACCUCCAGGAUCACCUACUUCAGGAAGAGACAGCACCUGAUCCGAGAUAACGGUGAAGUGACUGUCCUUCCUGCGGGAAGACACGAGUUUCCGUUCAGCUUCCAGCUUCCAGAGGAGACUCUGGUCACGUCCUUCGAGGGGAAACAUGGCAGCGUUCGUUACUGGGUCAAAGUCAAGCUUCACAGGCCGUGGUACAGCGUCAAGAAAAUCAAGAGGGAGUUUACAGUUAUCGAGCCCAUCGACAUCAACACACCGGCUCUUCUGGCACCACAGGCCGGUACAAAGGAUAAAAUGGCACGGGCGUGGUACCGCAACUUUGGCCAGGUUUCUGUAACCGCAAAGAUCGACCGCAAAGGCUACACACCAGGCGAGGUGAUCCCCGUGUUUGCGGAGUUUGACAACUCCACGUCCCGAMCGAUCGUGCCCAAAGCCUUCAUCACGCAGACGCAGACGUUCGUCGCCCGAGGCACCAUGAAGCAGAAGCGCUCGGUGGUGGCCACCCUCUGCGGGGACGUCGUGGGCGCGAGGAGCCGUGAGACCUGGCACGGCCGCGCCAUCAAGAUCCCCCCCGUGGGUCCGUCCAUCCUGCAGUGUCGCAUCAUCAAAGUGGAGUACAUGCUGAAGGUUUGCGUGGAUGUUCCCGGGACAUCUAAGCUUUGUUUGGAGCUGCCCCUCGUCAUCGGCACCAUCCCCCUCCAUCCCUUCGGCAGCCGGACGUCCAGCAUCAGCAGCCAGUACAGCGUCAACCUGGAGUGGCUGCGCAUGGCCAUCCCCGAGCAGCCCGAGCCUCCUCCGGAUUACAGUUCUGUGGUGACGGAGGAGGAGGCAGAGCAGCGCAACAACGCGGUAGUCCCGCAGCCGGCUGAUGACCUGAGCGGGAUCAUGGAGCGACCCCUUAUGGCUUUCGUUCAAGAGUUUCGUUUCCGACCUCCACCGGUGUACUGCGAGAUUGACCCCAACCCUCAGCCCUUCAACAUAAGACCUCGCUGCAUGACUUGUUGAACCACGAGCCCUGCCUGAGCYACGAGCAGCGUGAUUACUGAAACAAACCGCGGGAUUUGUCUCCUCCUGGAUUAUUCCUCUCUGGUGAACGAGCGCCAGGUCCCAGCCCGAGUCGUGUGGACGGACUGGAGCGUCACAGCGAGGCCAGAAGACGGAGCUCACAGGAACUGAGCAUUCGCAGACGAGCUGAAGUUUCGUUUCCCCGUCCAGAACAGUAGACGUUUUCCUGGGGGGGUUCUGCUGAGAGGGAAGCUACUUCUCUGCGUCGGUUCCUGUCCUUCCCAAGUGAAUUAUUAUUAUUUUUGCUCUCAGGACAAGAGAGCGAUGAAAGGCCUCCCAAUCAACGAUUCCCUCAAGUGAAGAGACUUUUUGAAUUUUAAAGAGUUUUUUUAAAGAGUUUGGGACAUGUUAGGGGGGUAAUAUCACUUGAUAUUUAUCAGGCAGAGAGUGAGCGCUUUUGAUAAGUUGACAUGCCCACUGUCAUCUUUGAAUGGCGCAAAGUGAAAAGUGCAAUUAUUAUCUAACUUGCCUGGCAUCAGGGUAGAUGGUAAAUACCUACUUUACUAUGCAUUGUGUGACUCGGCAGCAGAGUGCCUCUCACAUAAUAUACUGUUAAGCACAUACUGUAAAGAUGUGACGUUGAAGCAGAUGAGGUAAAUAAGAGCUAAAUGUAGUUUAUGCAUGUAGGUAACAUUAUGCAAAAGGGAAGUAAAGUUACGCCUUAAUCUGCAGUUGAAGAUUGCAUGAGAGUUUUAGGGAGUUCGCUCACAAAGCUGAAUGUAUUGAGAGCUGUUGGAACAAAAACAAAACAAAAACAAAAAACUGGCUUUGUAAGUGGUUGAACUUAAAGAGCAGCGUUGUGUAAAUGCAAAAGCUCAGCACUGAAACACAAAAAAGCUGUGGUAUUAGAUUUAUAGCAAACAAGAUGAUGCAGUUGGCUACACAGAAGUGCUCUACCAGCUACCAAAUAAAAAAUGAAAACAGAGACUGCUGAGACGUACGGGCUGGAAACCUUUAAGAGCUGCGAGGUCGUGCCUUAAGCUGGAGAUGCCACUGAAAUGUACGAACGAAGAACAUUCCUAAUACUGACUCGAGGAUCGUGUUCUCUCCUCGCCUUCCAAAAAAAAAACAAAAAAAACAAAAAAUAUAAACCUCUGUUCAGGGUCAGGUGUGCAAUGAACGGCACACUGCAGAUGAUAACUAAAAAAAUGUAUUUUUAUAUAAAUCCAACUUGAUUAUGAAACAUGCCAAAGUUUUGUAUUUGUUUUUCCAAAUAAUAAUAAAAAAAACAAAAUAA